Messenger RNA from Zasmidium cellare ATCC 36951, 675 nucleotides. RefSeq lists its product as uncharacterized. The transcript is spliced from 2 exons. The record is from RefSeq and is a predicted model, not a curated record. The coding region runs from base 1 to 675 and encodes 224 amino acids. NCBI's taxonomy places the organism in Eukaryota, Fungi, Ascomycota, Dothideomycetes, Mycosphaerellales, Mycosphaerellaceae.
AUGCUUGGUCUCCAGCGAGCAUCUGUCAUUGUUUUUGACGAACCGCCCGGAAGGCGGCCAUAUCUUGGAGAAAAGUACGAGUGGUCUCGCAAGCGUCAGGCUGGAAGUGUCCGUCGUCAGCAAUAUUCUCAAGCUCUCGUUGAGUCACGACUUCAACGCAACCCGACCUACCACCGACAGAAAAGUCGGAAGGGCUUCUUGCCAGCGAGACAUCCGAUCCGAGGGACGGGUUCAAUGGAAGUUGGAGUCUUGGGAUUCUUGUUGUCCUCAUCGGAAGGAGGAAAAUAUGUUGUUGUCGUUGCCGCGCGGAGGAGGAUUCUCGUGAAGUCAUCCCGUCAUUCACCCAACUUUUGCCAACGGCUGAUGAGUCAGUGCGGCUCGGCACAAGCCGACUUCACACUCUGGAACUACUCCGAGCUCUCUCUUUUCGCCAAUCUCACUCACGUCAUCGUCGUCGCCAGCAUCGAGUUGCCGCGGAUACCAUUGUCCACGGACAAAUUUACCUACGCCUGUUCUACCCGACAGUACGGCAAGAGCACGAUGCUAUCUCUCACCAUGUCUCGUCCGUUGUGUCGCCGCUCCGCCGAACAACCGAUAUGGUCGUUUGGACAUCUAGCCAUCUUCUCGAGCAGCACCACUACCGCGGGCAUCGGUAGCAAAUUUUCAACACGUUGA